Molecule: messenger RNA, 3020 nt
Organism: Camelus dromedarius (Arabian camel)
Lineage: Eukaryota; Metazoa; Chordata; Mammalia; Artiodactyla; Camelidae
Gene: CCNB1IP1
Product: cyclin B1 interacting protein 1
Exons: 4
Coding region: 1357-2190 (277 amino acids)
Biological process (GO): reciprocal meiotic recombination
Cellular component (GO): synaptonemal complex
Molecular function (GO): ubiquitin protein ligase activity
Source: RefSeq, a predicted model, not a curated record
ACCAGAAAAUGUACAAAAGGCUCAGAUAGCCAAAACGUGUUAGGGAUUACAUGGAUUACACAUGAACCCCUAAUCUUCUACAAACCCAUUUUGUACCACUAGAAUUAAGGUACUAUUCUAAACUCUCAGAAGACAUUUUAGGAAAAUUGUACAAAGGCCAAGAUGAUCCUGAUUACUGUGAACCAGUUGCAAACAGACAAAAAACUAGCAGAAAGUUGUUUGAUUACGGUAGGUUUUUUUGUUUUGUUUUGUUUUGUUUUUUUUUUUUUUUUUGAAGGAGAAAGGUUUAGUAUACAGAUUCACAACCCCUAAAGGGGUUUGCAGGGCUGAGUGUCCAUUGUGUUGAUUUAUUGGAUUGUAUUUUACUAAUUCAUACCGGUGUCACAUCAUCUGGAAAGGCGGCAACACAAGACAGCAUUAAGGCUUAUAUUCUGAGGACGCCUCAAGCUCUCCUCAGCUUAAUUUCUAAUAUGAAUUCCAAAAGACAUACAGAUUGAGCAGAAAGUCAUACAGUGAGCACAGAACAGAAAAGAAAGUGAUAGGUAACAGCAUUAGGGUAAAACAGGUACAAACAUUUAAACAAUUACAAGCAGGUCCAGGAAAGCACACAGGCAGAUCACCUCAAAAAAGCUGUGACAUCCGAUCUUACCACUUCAAGAGUUGUAAUUAGUGUUCAUAAUGCAGACUCUAAAUCAAGGAAAGUUAUUUAAAUGUAUAUAGAGGAUGUGUAAAAGCUGGAAAGAAACCUAUUUCAAGAUGGAUUAAAAAAUACCCAGGCAGAAUCUACUUCAAUGUGGAGGUGUUAGUUGUCCAAGUAUAGGUAUUCCAUAAUUUCGAGGAAGUUUUCCUGAAAUACGAAAGCCUGUGCUGCCCAGCGGUACUCCCCAAAUUUUCCCAGGACAAACACCUGCAUGUACUCAGAGGCUAACUUCUCAAUCGCCCCCCAAACCCCCUCGGCUCUGACCUCAAAUGUUAGGUCCAUGACAGCUUGGACGUCACUCCUGUGCCAGUCGAGGGCUGAAAAAGGCACACAAUGACAGUAUCUGCGGGGCUCCCAAGUGGGAAACCUAGACCAGGUUCCGUUAGCUUCGUGCUCUGAGAUGUGCGUCCGGGUGGGCGUGCCGCCCACAGUCCCGCGGCAACAGCCGGCGGGUCCCAGCAUCCUGAGCGGCGGGAACCCUGUCGCCCACUACCCAGCAGGCCCCGGGGCGCUUCCGCGCCUGCGCCCUCGGACGUGGUGGUGACGCCCGCGGCGAAUCCUCGCUCGUCGUGGACUUAAGGAGGCAACGGCGUUUUCCCGCGCUUUUUCUGGACGCCUCAGGAUUCUUUCAGCAUCUGGAGACCUCAUUAUCUACCAUGUCUUUGUGUGAAGACAUGCUGCUUUGUAAUUAUCGCAAGUGUCGCAUCAAACUCUCUGGUUACGCAUGGGUCACUGCCUGCUCUCACAUAUUCUGUGAUCAGCAUGGCAGUGGUGAGUUUAGCCGUUCACCGGCUAUCUGCCCUGCCUGCAACAGUACUCUUUCUGGAAAGCUAGAUAUUGUCCGCACAGAACUCAGUCCAUCAGAGGAAUAUAAAGCCAUGGUAUUGGCAGGACUUCGACCAGAGAUUGUGUUGGACAUUAGCUCCCGAGCAUUGGCCUUCUGGACAUAUCAGGUACACCAGGAGCGUCUCUAUCAAGAAUACAAUUUCAGCAAGGCUGAGGGCCAUCUGAAACAGAUGGAGAAGAUAUAUACUCAGCAAAUACAGAGCAAGGAUAUAGAAUUGACCUCUAUGAAAGGGGAAGUCACCUCCAUGAAGAAAGUGCUAGAAGAAUAUAAGAAAAAGUUCAGUGACAUCUCUGAGAAACUCAUGGAGCGAAAUCGCCAGUAUCAAAAGCUGCAAGGCCUCUAUGAUAGCCUUAGGCUACGAAAUAUCACUAUUGCUAAUCAAGAAGGCACCCUGGAACCAUCCAUGAUUGCACAGUCUGGUGUUUUUGGCUUCCCAUUAGGGAACAACUCCAAGUUUCCUUUGGAUAGUACACCCGUUCGAAAUCGAGGUGGUGGAGAUGGUGAUUUUCAGUUCAGACCGUUUUUUGUGGGUUCUCCCACAGCGCCUGAACCCAGCAACAGCUUUUUCAGUUUCGCCUCCCCAAGUCGUGAGUUAGAGCAGCAGCAAGUCUCUAGCAGGGCCUUUAAAGUAAAAAGAAUUUAGCUCACCUUACAGAAUUUUCUCUGUUAACUUUCAGUGAUUUCAUUUCACAGAUAAUCUUUAUUCUAGGUAGGAGUCACCAACCUCCAUGUGUUUGCUAUUGAGUCUUUGAAAUUAUCUUCACAUUUUCAACUUAAAAGAAACUCAGUGUCAGUGGGGGUUAGCUUUAGAGUCUGGUUUCUUACUCUGUUUCUAUUAUUUAAGGCAUGAGCAUUUGAUUAAACUCAGUUUUAUUAUGAACUGUUAAGUUUUCACCAGCAGUGAAAAGCUUACAAUAUUAUUGGGUGUUUUGUAGAUCACCAUUCGUUUCUGUCUAGGAUAUUUCUGACUGAGCCAUGUGUUUAAGCAUAAAUAUAUAAGCACCUAUGUCAUAUGUCAGCAUGCCACUUUGGGUUCUGGUAUUUAUACAUGCAUGUGUAUGUAUGUUCCUUUACAUUGAUAUUUUGCUAUAUUUGACAGUAUAUUUAUGUGAAGAUUUUGGUUUUAGGAAAUGGUGAAUCUGUAGCUUGUUAUUUGGGUGUGUACAUUUAUUUGUAUACAUUUAAUGCAUUUGCCCUUGUAUUAACUCGUUUGGAGGUGUGCUCAUGUCGAUGAAUGAGGGUACAAUUUGAGGCAUGUAUGUAUGUUCUGUUCCUGUUUAAUGAUUCACACUGAUAAAGCUAUUUUGUGAAGUUGAUAUUUUGGCAUUUAUUUUAAAAUAAAAUUACUUCUUUCUUUACUCUUUUGCUUGCUGUUGCCCUGGGUCACUUAUUUAGGAAUGCACUUCUGCAGAAAACUUACCAAUAUGUUAUUGAUCUCAAGAGAUUAUUUUAAUUAAAAUACUUUAAAAGAUA